ACACCCACACAAAGCGGGAAAUUCUUUUCUCGAAAUGACCUCAUAAUUAAAUUAAAAUUUAAAUCUUUUUGCAAACUUUCUGUCUCCCACUAAAUAUAUAUAUAUGGUCAGUCUUGUAGAGGCUCUCCGAAUUUGAUAUUAUUGGAUUUGAAAAAUGGCGGAGAGGAAGAGCAGCAAGAAGCCCCAAAGCCUCAACGACAGUCACUAUCGUCUCCUCCAAGACCUCAGUUCUGCUCCUCUCAAGCCCUCCGAGCAAGGAAAGGCGACUAAGGUGAGGAUUGAAGGCGCGCGCCGUCUCUGUAAGAUUCGAGUGGCUUCCGAUGAUGACGAUGAUCAUGGUGAGGGCUUUAAUGAUGACGACGCGCCCAGUUUCUCCGGGAUUGCUGAUUUUGAGUCGCCGCCGCAGCCGCGGAGGAGUGAAGUUGGAAAUGGCGGUGGAAAUGAGAUUAGGGGGAUUUUAGAUGACUUGAGCUCCAGGCUUGAGUUUUUGUCAAUCGAGAGGAAGGGAGCCAGAAAAUCUAAUAAGGUUGAAGAUUCGGGGAUUUCGAAGGAAGUUGAUCGGGUAAAGAAAGAGAAAGUUGAGUACAAGAAUGCGGCGCCUUCGUUUUCGAUUGCUUCUGACUUGUCUGAUUCCUCUGCUGAGACCAGUAAAACUGGUGGAAAGGGAGUUGAGAGUGUGGUGGAUGAAUAUGAAGAGAAAAGUCAUUUUCAAUGCAAGUUUGAAGAGGCUGAUGAUGACAGAGAUUGUGUGGUUGUGAGGGCUAAGAAGACGGAUAAACAAGUGGGGAGGCGGGGUGGUGGUAGCUAUAAAGAGUACUAUGAUUGUGAUGAGGAUAACGUGGUUGAUGAUUCUAGGGAUGAUUCUGUUCCGGAGGAUGAUGGUUCUAUCACUCUGAGUGGUCUCACAUAUACUUACAAAUUACCUGGGAAGAUUGCAAAGAUGUUGUUUCCGCAUCAGCGCGAAGGCUUGAAGUGGCUAUGGGCUCUGCAUUGCCAGGGUAAGGGAGGAAUCUUAGGAGAUGACAUGGGUUUGGGUAAAACAAUGCAGAUUUGUGGCUAUUUAUCCGGAUUAUUUCAUUCACGCUUGAUUAAAAGGGUAAUGGUUGUGGCUCCUAAAACUCUACUUUCUCAUUGGAUAAAGGAAUUAUCAGCUGUGGGUCUCUCAGACAAGAUAAGAGAAUACUAUGGGACAUGUACAAAAGCUCGGAAGUAUGAGCUUCAGUAUGUACUUCAGGACAAAGGCAUUCUUCUGACGACUUAUGAUAUUGUGCGAGUCAACUCAAAAUCUCUAAAAGGGAGUGACUAUAUUCUCGAUGAUGGAAGUGAGGAUAUGAUAUGGGAUUAUAUGAUACUUGAUGAGGGUCAUCUCAUAAAGAAUCCCAGUACACAAAGAGCCAAAAGUUUGCUAGAUAUACCCUGUUCACAUCGCAUUAUAGUAAGUGGCACGCCAUUGCAAAACAAUCUGAAGGAGUUGUGGGCCUUAUUUAACUUCUGUUGCCCUGAGCUACUGGGUGAUAAGAACUGGUUCAAGGAAAGAUUCGAGUCACGCAUUUGUCGUGGAAAUGAGAAAAAUGCUUCAGAUAGGGAGAAGCGUAUUGGUUCCACGGUAGCACAGGAGCUCAGAGACCGUAUUCAACCUUUUUUCCUGCGUCGCCUGAAGAAUGAGGUGUUUAAGGAGGAUAAUGACCAAACAAAUGCCACACUUUCUAAAAAGAAUGAGAUCAUUGUUUGGCUAAGAUUAACCAGCUGUCAGCGGAAACUUUAUGAAGCAUAUUUAAAGAGUGAGCUGGUUCUUUCUGCUUUUGAUGGGUCACCAUUGGCUGCACUUACGAUUCUGAAGAAAAUAUGUGAUCAUCCACUUCUAUUGACAAAGCGAGCUGCUGAAGAUGUACUAGAAGAGUUGGAUUCAUUGCUUAAGCCAGAUGAUGCUUGUAUGGCAGAAAAACUAGCAAUGCAUAUAGCAGAUGUUGCUGAGAAAGAGGAGUUUGAUGAGAACCAUGCAAAUCUCUCUUGCAAAAUAUCUUUUAUAAUGUCAUUGUUGGAUAACUUGAUUCCUGAGGGGCAUAAUGUUCUCAUCUUUUCCCAAACUAGAAAGAUGCUUAAUCUUAUUCAGGAAACACUGAUAUCCAGCGGUUACAAGUUCCAACGCAUUGAUGGUACCACAAAAGCUACUGAAAGAAUUAGGAUUGUUAAUGAUUUCCAAGAAGGUAUUGGGGCUCCCAUAUUUCUCCUGACUUCUCAAGUUGGUGGUUUGGGUCUUACACUUACAAGAGCUGAUCGUGUGAUAGUGGUUGAUCCUGCUUGGAACCCGAGUACUGAUAGCCAGAGUGUGGAUCGUGCAUAUCGAAUUGGGCAGAAUAAGGAUGUCAUUGUAUAUAGAUUAAUGACUUGUGCGACUGUUGAAGAAAAGAUAUAUAGAAAACAGAUUUACAAAGGGGGGUUGUUUAGAACUGCAACUGAGCAAAAAGAGCAGAUUCGGUACUUUAGUCAACAGGAUCUUCGUGAACUUUUCAGUCUCCCACAACAAGGUUUUGAUGUUUCCCUUACUCAGAAGCAGCUAAAUGAGGAGCAUGAUCAACAGCACACAAUGGAAGAGUCUUUACAAGCCCAUAUAGAAUUCUUGGAAACUCAAGGGAUAGCUGGUGUCAGUAACCACAGUUUACUCUUCUCCAAGACAGCACCACCUCUGCCAGAGGUAGACGCGGAGCAGGAGGAAGUUGAAAGGAUUAGACAAACUUUACUUGCGAGAAGCUCAACUUCAAGUUCGGCACCUGAAUGUAAUGUCAAUGGGGCUGAAUAUGCUUUCAAGCCUAAGGAUGUAAUAUUGAAUAAGAAGAUGCCUUCUUCACCAGCUGAUGCAGGAAAAAUGACAAAAUCAGAGAUUAAAGAAAACAUCACUAGGCUGUCACAAACUCUUGCAAAUAAGGCUUUAGUUUCAAGAUUGCCUGAUAAGGGACAGAAAAUACAGAGGCAAAUUUCUGAACUGAAUGCUGAGCUUCGUAGACUAGAGAAGGACGUAAUUGACUUGGAUGAUGUGACUGAGGAGCUUAAAGGAGUGGUGAUAUAAGACCAUGAUAAUGUUGCUGAAGAAGGAAACAAGCAUGGAAAAAGUUAAGCACGCUGUUAUCAUUAUAAUUUUGGUCGAAACUGUCAAUUGAAAGUAUCAGCGUACUAGCUCGUAGUCUCACAAAGGAGCGGUGAGCAUUUUGUUCUCUGUCCAUGUAUGUUGAACUUGAAAGUAUUUAUCAAGAUGAAUUUUACUUUGAAAGCCA
This is a messenger RNA of Rosa chinensis, 3272 nucleotides long. RefSeq names its product protein CHROMATIN REMODELING 24. Gene Ontology annotation, molecular function: ATP-dependent chromatin remodeler activity; DNA translocase activity; ATP binding. The transcript is spliced from 21 exons. NCBI's taxonomy places the organism in Eukaryota, Viridiplantae, Streptophyta, Magnoliopsida, Rosales, Rosaceae. The coding region runs from base 155 to 3067 and encodes 970 amino acids. The record is from RefSeq and is a predicted model, not a curated record.